Uncinocarpus reesii 1704 is the source of this 474-nucleotide messenger RNA. RefSeq lists its product as uncharacterized. Gene Ontology annotation, molecular function: structural constituent of ribosome. The record is from RefSeq and is a predicted model, not a curated record. Gene Ontology annotation, biological process: translation. Bases 1 to 474 code for a protein of 157 amino acids. Lineage: Eukaryota; Fungi; Ascomycota; Eurotiomycetes; Onygenales; Onygenaceae. Gene Ontology annotation, cellular component: cytosolic large ribosomal subunit; ribosome. The transcript has 5 exons.
AUGGCCGCUACCGCAAGACCCAACGUUUCCGAGGACCUCGUCUGGGAGAUUGUUCGCUCCCAGAAUGCUUACUUGGUCAACCGCAAGUCCGGAGGUGGUGUCAGAUUCUCUCGCGACCCUCUUAACUUGACCAACAUUCACAGCCGCAAGUACUCUGGCUUCUCUAACAACAAAGCCCUCGGAAUCCAAGCCGCUGAGAACAAUGGUUUGACCGUCAGCAGCAAAAAGCCCGGCAGCUCCAACCAGCCAGCCAAAAACAUCUCCAACACAUCCGUUUCUGGAACCACCCACACCCGCAAGGUCUACAAAGGUGUUGCCAACCGCACCGCCUUGGGCGGUUAUCGUCCAGACCUCCGCGCCGAGGCCGUCUCCCGUGUCAGUGCCAUCAAACUCUCCCAACGCCCAAAGAAAGAUACGCCAGAGAGGAAGCCAAGAGGUGCAAAGGCCCGCAAGGCUGCUGAAAAGGAGGAAUAA